Messenger RNA from Sphaeroforma arctica JP610, 693 nucleotides. RefSeq lists its product as hypothetical. The record is from RefSeq and is a predicted model, not a curated record. NCBI's taxonomy places the organism in Eukaryota, Ichthyosporea, Ichthyophonida. The transcript has a single exon. The coding region runs from base 1 to 693 and encodes 230 amino acids.
AUGUCGUAUUGGCAGAUCAGGCUGAACACGAGCGUAAGCGGCGUCUCUCUAUACAACGCCGAAGUAACAUAUGCCGACCGGACCACCGACGGUGACUGUUCAGGCUUCGACACCUAUCUCGGGGAUGUAUCUGGUCCAGACAACACGAUCACCCAGGUAUACAACCCGAAGGCACAGACCAUCUCCAUGCCCAUACAGAUCACCGCACACAUGGCGUGUGCCACCUCCGAUAGAACCGGCAACAUAGUGGCCAUGAACUCCACUGUGCUGGUUGACUACGACGAUGGGAGUGCUCGCAGGCGGCGUGGUGUGACGCGGGUCGGGGUGCGAGAAGCACGGGAGCUGUACGUACAGGAGGAGACUGGCGUACGCUAUACGGCCGCGGAUCUACAGCUUGACCAGACACCCAGGCACAGCACGGAUAAAGAAGAGAGGGAUGGUGGUAGUCAUGGUAACGCGACACGCGUCAUUGCAGCUUGUGCGGUGGUCCUGGUACUGUGUCUGUGCUGCUGUGCUGGGUUGUGUGCACUGGUUAUCAGGCGCCGACGGAAACGGUAUUGGGAUGCGAGAAAGCAGCGAGACUUUAUAACGUCGUAUAGUCAGGGCUCGGGCAUGAACCUUGGGCAGCAGUCGAGCAGUAGUAAACUCGGUGGGAAGUUCAGUGUGACUCUUAAGACGAAUGCAAAGGUGUAG